Messenger RNA from Rotaria socialis, 255 nucleotides. The record is from the annotation of a GenBank genome assembly. Lineage: Eukaryota; Metazoa; Rotifera; Eurotatoria; Philodinida; Philodinidae.
AUGACUACGUCGUCAACAAGUACAAGUACUACAGCUAAUUGUGUUUCACCAUUCGGUCGUUGUGUUCACGUGUUAAUUGAUAUAAAUAAUUGUGGUACAAAUGAUCAUAAUUGCUCGGCGUCCAUUUAUACAAGUGGUUCAGCUGGUACUUGUAGUAAUGCGCCUGGUAUUCAAUUAGCUAACAGCAAUUAUGCUUGGACAGCUGACAUCCAUGGACAAGUCGAUGAGAAUUUUUAUGGUGUUACACUUCCCUGA